GGCAACUUGAUUUGCUAUCGCCGGUCAAUAUGCCCAGGCAUCGACACCCCCUCUUCGCUGUCUAUGGUCCUCACCAACUGCAUAUGCCAGGUUCAAGACGCAUGGUCUACGUCGCCAGGAGGUCCGACCACGGUCUUCCCAUGCUUGCCCUUGUAUGAUCACCCGGCCAUGCUCACAAACAAUAACAACAAGGAGCGACACCAUCAAGACAAUGAGGCUCUUAUUGUUGUGCGCCUCGGCAGGACUAGUAGGCCUAGCACAAUGCGCUGUCACCUUCAGAUUGGCCCAACUGGACCCGCCAAAGCCUCGAUCUGCGCUCGAGCCGAACGCUCUCGUUAUCCGCGACAGACUCAGAGCGCUCAGCCUCUCACAGAUCGGCUUAUAUGCCCAAGUUGAGCAGCUUCCAAUGCCAGCAGGUAUGGCACAGAUGCAGCUCGAGCAGCCUAGGCCGCCACCCUCUGCACCUCAGAAGCAAACCACUCAAAACGCGACCCAGCAGUCCUCGCCACCCUCGUCUCAGCAGCAGACAUCGCCGCCCCCGCCGCCGAGCAUGCAGCAGCAGCUACCUUACUAUAUGUCCACGAGCACAAAGACGACAACAUUCAACGGCAUCAGCAAGACCACAACGACCACGAUCACACGGCCCGCAAACGCCUCGCUGUCCGCGAACCAGCUGCCUAUACCCCCGACUCUUCAGCUUCCGCCUCAGCCCAAGCUACAGCUACCGCCCCAGCCAAAAUUGCAGAUGCCUGCUCAGCCCGGUCAGCUACAGCCGCAGAGCCUGCCCGCCAUGCCUCAGCUGCUGAACCAGCGCGAUGUUAUGAAUCACACCUCACGCGCGGCUGCAACAUCGCCCGCCGUUAAUUUGAUCUCAAGCUACGCGCUCGACGUCGUCAUCGGCACGCCCGGCACACUACACCGGCUCGUGCUCGAUACUGGCAGUGCGAUGACGGUCCUCGAUCCCCAGCGCCGAGACUUUCGAACAAAUAGCUCGAGACACAGACCAGAGUCUUUCGCAACGCAGUACGGCUCAGCCUUCGCUUCCGGACCUGUCUAUGAGGAUAAAUUGACCCUUGGCCCACUGGUCGCGGAAGAUACACCCCUGGGAAUCGGUACGACUUUCAACGGCCUCCCAGACGGCGUAGAAGGCAUCCUCGGGCUAGGAGGCCGCAGUCUGAUGCAAGGCAGUCUCUUUCCGAAUGUCACCCAGACCCUGCCAACGGUAACGGAACGGCUUUUUGACUCGGGCGCUACAAAGGAUAUGGUCGUCGGCAUCUCUCUCGCAAGGACCGGCGGCAAAAUUACGUUCGGCAGUAUUGAUCACGCCUCUAUAAGAGACCAGAGCGAGAUCACAUACACGAAUCUGGUCAGUGAAGGCAAAGCCGCCCGUCAUUUUGCUGUUGAAGCCACCGUUCGCGCGAAUGGCAAAGUGCUCGGCUCUGGCCCCUGCUUGAUUGAUACUGGGUCCACGCUCUUUAUGGGCAGCGAUCAGUUCAUGGCGAGAUAUCUAGAGACCAUAGAGGCUAGCGGUGCUCGACUCGAUCCAGGCACUGGCCUGAUCAACUUUGCAAAGCUCAACGACAUGCCGGAUCUUCAGAUCGAUUUGGGCUCAGCUACACUCGUCCUUGCGCCCAAGGAGCAAGUGUUCAGUCGCGAGGAAAUGGCGGCGCUUGGUCUUGAAAGCGCAUCGAACGCGUCCCUCGGCAUCGUCUCGUCUCUCGGUCCGCUCAAAGACGCUGGUUUCGAAUUUGUGCUCGGCCUCAAGGUUCUUCAGCAAUACUAUACCGUCUUUGACAGUACCAACAGACGAGUCGGCUGGGCAGAGACAACGCAGACCAUCGGCGGCAUCCGCCAGCGAGAUCGAUCGGUAUCUGUCAAGCUCGCAACUUUUAACGAGGCCGUGAUGUUCGGAUCUUCGUCGAGGUCACGCAUCAGUCUGGCGUUCAUCUUGGCGGGCUUAGUCUUCACUUCAAUGUAGUUUGAGGUCAUGCAUUAGUGCCAAUAACGGAAUAUACAGGUGCCGUAUCAAUGUCCAUCGCGUGUAGCUCGCGCAUGUCUCAGCAGGUCUGCAGGUCAGACACAUGAGCGAGAGUACGGAGUGAGAUCGAUGACUUACGCCAUUCCUGCUAUUGACGGGCUUGGUAUAGCCUGCCUGUGCCCAGGUCGUCCUGUUGACGUUGUCGUAGGCUUCAAGAUGGCUGUUGAUGUAUGCUGUCGUGGGAUAGUCGGGUGGAUCGCAACCGACAUUAUAGCUGUCUGUCCGUUGAUAU
This is a messenger RNA of Mixia osmundae IAM 14324, 2270 nucleotides long. RefSeq lists its product as uncharacterized. Gene Ontology annotation, molecular function: aspartic-type endopeptidase activity. The record is from RefSeq and is a predicted model, not a curated record. Gene Ontology annotation, biological process: proteolysis. The coding region runs from base 212 to 1978 and encodes 588 amino acids. Lineage: Eukaryota; Fungi; Basidiomycota; Mixiomycetes; Mixiales; Mixiaceae. The transcript has 2 exons.